Messenger RNA from Nilaparvata lugens (brown planthopper), 1334 nucleotides. RefSeq lists its product as uncharacterized. Bases 30 to 806 code for a protein of 258 amino acids. The record is from RefSeq and is a predicted model, not a curated record. The transcript is spliced from 2 exons. Lineage: Eukaryota; Metazoa; Arthropoda; Insecta; Hemiptera; Delphacidae.
CGGAGCUCCCAGUGGAUUCAAACCAGGAUAUGGAGGCCAAGGAGGAGGAGGAGGAGGAGGAUAUCCAGCUCAAGAUCAAGGCGGCUACAUGCAGCAAGGAUAUCCAGCUCAAAGCCAAGGCUACCCAGGACAGGGUUAUCCUGCACAAGGACCUCCCCAGGCGUACCCACCACAGGGAGCAUAUCCUUCAGGAGGUGGAGGAUACGAUGCGCCACCAAAUGGAGCGAGUGGCUACCAGGGCGGACCAGGAGCAAGUGGUUAUCAGCAGGCAGGGGGAGGUGGACCAGGUGCUAGUGGAUACCAGGGAGGACCAGGUGCUAGUGGAUACCAGGGAGGGCCAACAGCUGGUGGGUACCAGGGUGGACCAGGAGCAAGUGGAUAUCAGGGUGGACCAGGCGCCAGUGGAUACCAGGGAGGACCAGGCGCAAGUGGAUACCAGCAAGCGGGAGGAGGUGGACCAGGAGCUAGCGGAUACCAGGGAGGACCAGGCGCAAGUGGCUACCAGGGUGGACCAGGCGCAAGUGGCUACCAGUCAGGUCCUGGUGCCAGUGGUUAUCCACCAAGCUCAGAGUACGAAGGACCUCCUAGGAAGUAUAACGGUCACAGUGGAGUUGGAGCAACACUGGAUUUUCCCGGUCUUCAAGCAUAUGCUCAUGACACAAGCAAUCACGGCUCCUAUUCGCAUUGCAGUAAUAAGACAUCCGCGAAUGAUCAGCAUGUUGCAUCAUCAACAGUGUCACCAACUUCAACUAAUGCGCCUUGAUUUCAUCCCAAUCUAUCUGAUAGAAAACCACUUCAACCGAUGAUAAUAACCUACUGCUCGGUUCCACAAUUAUUCAAAAUAAUAAUAGUCAGUAUAAAAUAAUAAUAGUACUGUAAAUCACAUUUGAGUAUGUUGCAUCUAAGUAUUUUGCAAAAAAAAUGAAAUUAUGUAGAGUGAGAUUUGUAAGGCACGGUUCAAGACAUUUGAACAUGAUCAAAUAGGGAACAGUUAACAACAAUUGCAUUGCCACAAUUGAUAAUUUCAGUGCACAUUUGUGAAGCUUACCCAGUUUGGCCAUGUUCAAAAGUCUUGGCCGAGCUUGGUGGAGCCGAGCAUACAUGUAUAAAAUGUGCAAAAAUCUAUAUAUUAUUCAGUUGAAAAAAUCGAUUUUUCUAGAUGUAAAAAUCUAUUUUCGAUUCAAAUCGAAACACAGAGAAUCAACCUCAAAAAUCGAUUUUUGAAGACAGAAAUUUCGAUUUUUUGGAAAAGUCGAGUUUUAUUUGCCAUCCCUAAUAAUAUUAUUUGUGCAGUACGAUAACUAAAGGAGCGUACAGAUUUACGCGCCGCGAAC